Neogale vison (American mink) is the source of this 3536-nucleotide messenger RNA. It is a transcript of the gene ZNF689, whose product is annotated as zinc finger protein 689. Bases 313 to 1815 code for a protein of 500 amino acids. The transcript has 3 exons. The record is from RefSeq and is a predicted model, not a curated record. NCBI's taxonomy places the organism in Eukaryota, Metazoa, Chordata, Mammalia, Carnivora, Mustelidae. Gene Ontology annotation, biological process: regulation of DNA-templated transcription.
GGUUAGGAAGCCGGCAUGGCGCUCCGGUCAAUAAAAUCGAUAGCUGGAAGCCGCCCGUGUUCCAGGCUGAGGCGGUGCGGUAGCGGCGCCGCCAUCUUCCCCGAAGGCAUCUUCCGGUGCCUGUCCCCCAAGUUCGGGCAGGCGUUGCCUGAAUAACAGCAAAAGGUUUCCGUCAGCCCCGCAGGGCGGCCGACUCCGAUCCCCUCGGGCCUCCCCAGGCACGCUCAGCCCCGGUGCAGCGGGGCGCCCCAGUCCCGGGGUCCGCCGGGGGUCCGGGCCGGGGAAGGCCGUGGCGCCGGCUCCUGCGGUCCAAUGGCGCCGCCUUCGGCUCCGCUCUCCGCGCGGGGACCAGGAGAGCCCGUUCGCGGCCGGAGGAGGGGAAGGAGGCCGAGGGCGGUGAAGUUCGCGGACGUGGCCGUGUACUUCUCCCCGGACGAGUGGGGCUGUCUGCGGCCCGCGCAGAGGGCCCUGUACCGGGACGUGAUGCGGGAGACCUACGGCCACCUGGGCGCGCUCGGGUGCUCCGGUCCCAAACCAGCCCUCAUCUCCUGGUUGGAACGGAAUACCGAUGACUGGGAACCGGCUGCCUUGGAUCCGCAGGAGUGCCCGAGGGGGUUAACAGUCCAAAGAAAAACCAGAACCAGAAGGAAGAACGGAGAGAAGGAAGUGUUCCCACCUAAGGAGGCCCCCCGAAAGGGCAAGCGAGGCCGGCGGCCCAGCAAACCCCGACUCCUCCCCAGGCAGACCUCUGGGGGCCCCAUCUGCCCGGACUGUGGUUGCACCUUCCCUGACCGGCAGGCCCUGGAGAGCCACAAGUGUGCCCAGAAUCUGAAAAAGCCUUACCCUUGCCCGGACUGCGGGCGCCGCUUCUCCUACCCCUCCCUGCUAGUCAGCCACCGGCGGGCACACUCCGGUGAGUGUCCCUACGUUUGUGACCAGUGCGGCAAGCGCUUCUCCCAGCGCAAGAACCUGUCGCAGCACCAGGUCAUCCACACGGGCGAGAAGCCCUACCACUGCCCGGACUGCGGCCGCUGCUUCCGGAGGAGCCGGUCCCUGGCCAACCACCGGACCGCGCACACCGGCGAGAAGCCGCACCAGUGCCCCAGCUGCGGCCGGCGCUUCGCCUACCCCUCGCUGCUGGCCAUCCACCAGCGCACGCACACGGGCGAGAAGCCCUACACCUGCCUGGAGUGCGGCCGCCGCUUCCGGCAGCGCACGGCGCUCGUCAUCCACCAGCGCAUCCACACGGGCGAGAAGCCCUACCCGUGCCCGGACUGCGAGCGGCGCUUCUCCUCGUCCUCCCGCCUGGUCAGCCACCGGCGCGUGCACUCGGGCGAGCGGCCGUACGCGUGUGAGCACUGCGAGGCGCGCUUCUCCCAGCGCAGCACGCUGCUGCAGCACCAGCUCCUGCACACGGGCGAGAAGCCCUACCCGUGCCCGGACUGCGGGCGCGCCUUCCGGCGGAGCGGCUCCCUGGCCAUCCACCGCAGCACGCACACGGCGGAGAAGCUGCACGCCUGCGAGGACUGCGGCCGCCGCUUCGCCUACCCGUCCCUGCUGGCCAGCCACCGGCGCGUGCACUCGGGCGAGCGGCCGUACGCCUGCGACCUGUGCCCCAAGCGCUUCGCCCAGUGGAGCCACCUGGCCCAGCACCAGCUCCUGCACACGGGGGAGAAGCCCUUCCCCUGCCUGCAGUGCGGCCGCUGCUUCCGCCAGAGGUGGUCUCUGGCCGUCCACAAGUGCGGCCCCAGGGCCCCGACCGGCGGCCCCAGGGCUGCUGCAGCGGGGGCCGCGCAGAAGGGCAGCGCCCGUUAGUACGGGAAGGACCGGAGAUUUUCAUUUCAUUUCCUGGAGGGGCUCAGGGAAGGGAAGGGGCAGCCCCGGGUCACACAAGGCAGAGGCGGGAGGAACACCCAGGCCUCCUGCUACGGCGCCCCGAACUGGAGUCUGUCUCGCCACACCGGCUGCCUUACCGGGUGUGUCUAGAACAGUCCCGUUAGGAGAGGUGACGUCACGUGGUGGUUUUCCAGGCUACCCUAUCCCAGAAGAAUUUGUGUGUGUGGAUAUCAGGGCUAAAAGUUCUGCCAUCCAUUUUAGGGGCUGUUUGCUUUUCUAGUUCGUGCAUACAGUUGGUGGGGGGCAGUAUCUUGCCCUCCUUUGCCCCUUCCUCCAUACCAGGUUUAAACAAACCUGGUUUAGUCCCUUUCCUUCAACACUCCUGCCAAGUGGUUUCCUUUUUUUUUUUUUUUUUUUUUACUUGCUUUAAAACCUCCCUUGAUAGGGAGCUCACUACCUCACAAGGCAGGUCAUUUCGUUUGGGGAUAGCUCUGAUCUUUAGAAGGCGGUUAGGUACCACCUUCUCCUUCCCUAGAAGCCUAGACCAGAGUAUGUAAUACUUCAUCUACAUGACAGCAUUUCAGAUAACCACAACGGCUUUGCCCACGUUUUCAGGUUAAACAGCAUGAUUUGGUCGAUUGUUCCUUAAAGACAGGGUUUCAGUUCCCACACGUGAUCUCUCUCCAAACAGGUGUUAGUUUUUCAGUGUCCCUUUUAAAGGGUCAUCCAAAAAUAAGCCAGCACCGCAGUGUACAGAGCACACCUCUCUACUUAUUUUAACAGCUCUAGAUUGCACUGAAUUUGGGGGUGGUGACAUCGGAGCAGGGCUUCAUUGGGUUACGGAGACAUAAAUACCUAAGCUUUUUUUUUUUUUUUUUUUUUAAAAACCACAUACUGUGAAGCUAAGUCUUCUGCCCCCUGUGUUUGGAAAAUUGAAGUUGGGUCUGGGACAUAGACAGAGUGAGUUUUGGGAGAAGACUGAUUUUAAGGAGAAGCAGGGGAGCUAUGGUCUAGCAGCAAGAGGUAAAACUGGACCAGCCUGCACUUCAUCCAGGGGAUUUGGAUUAGUUUCAGGCAGCCAUUGGCUAGAAAGUCCUUGAGAACUGGGUCUCACUCCUCCCUGAUUCUCAACCGAAUAAGGAGACAUCAGCACAGAACCUUCCGUGAGUCCUCAGUCAACAUUUUUCAUAAAGUGAGGUGAGGCCAUUCAAGGAGGGCAGAAAGCCAAGCACUUGAAUACAGGGCCGGAGGAGUCUACAGCCAUCGAGUUGUGUUUAUGCCUGCCUUCCUCACAGAAGCUCCCCAAAGCAGCAGCAGCAACGUGUCUUAAUCUUUGAUAUGCCUCCCUGGCACCUGCCUGAGUAGAUGCUCAAUAAAGCUUUACCGCAUUAAAUGAACAAGGCCUACCACUUUGCCUUGGGUAGCUGCACCAAAUUGGGAUUUCCAAACGUGACUUCUCUCCUAUUUCAACAGCUGGAGUGAGUCAUGUUCCUACCCCUGUUGCUUGUUCCUUCAGCUCUCCUCAUCUCAGCCCUAAAGUGGGAGAGCAGCGGGGGGACGCAGCGUUUGUAGUGACCUCUGUUCUGGUAUUUAGCAAGAUGCAUUGUCACUAUUUGUCUGUUUCUCCUUGGAUGAAUGGAUGAGCUGCCCCAAGACAGGGGUCAUACCAGAUUGGGUCUCAUUAAAAUGUCGAUAAAUGA